AUGUCGACCCCCAGAAACCCAUUCACCAAGACAAAAGCCAAGGCUGGCGAGGGCGAGAUUGUACUAACACGACUGCCGCCUGACAAACAAGUCCUCACUACAUUCGAGUAUCAAUACCCUCUGAAGCUCAUCUCGCCAGAUCCACACAAGGUCACAGUCACUACUCCACUUACACCCAACGAGGAGACCGAAGUGCCUGUCACAACCAUCUUCCUCCUAACCUACGGAGGAGGCCUCCUAGCUCACGACAGCAUAAAUCUGACCAUAACCCUGCAACCAUCCACACGCCUAGCCCUCCUCACCCAAGGCAGCACCAAAAUCUUCAAAGCAGACUCGACCCAGCACUCCCAACCAGGCACUCUUCCGACUACUCAACAACGCCCCCCUACAACCAGCCAAACCCUCAACGUCAAGGUCUCCCCCCACAGCACCCUCUGCUACCUCCCAGACCCCAACCAGCCCUACGCCUACAGCAUCUACGAACAACGCCAAACCUUCUACGUCGACCCCUUCGGCAGCUCCUCCCUCCUCUUCCUCGACUGGGUCAGCGAAGGCCGCUCCGCCCGCGGCGAACACUGGACCCUAACAUCCUGGAAAGGCCGUAAUGAAGUCCGAGAAUUCGAUGAAUCCUCCAAAGGCCGUCUCCUGCUGCGUGAUUCCUUACUCUUAUUCGGCGACGAUCUAGCCGCCAAAACUGACAAGAAGGGUAUCAUGGGAACACUCGUCAUCUACGGACCGGUAUGGAAGCAUCUCGCGGAAUUCUUCAUGCAGCAAUUCCAGGCCUUACCGAGGAUAGGGGCGAAGACAUGGCAGCAGACUAGUACCGUUGAGGAAGGAAAAGGACAACAGUCCUUCAGCAUGUCGAGCACAGGCAAGCAGGAACAGAAACAAGAUUCAGAAGUAAAAGGUCUCCUCUGGACCGCCGCCAAAGUCAGAGGGUUUGUGCUGGUGAAGUUUGCGGCCGCGGACGUGGACGGUGCAAGGUUGUGGCUUGGGCAGAUGCUGAAACGGGAAGGGAGUGUAGAACGGGAAUUUAGUCAUCGGGCGCUUCUUUGCUUACGCUAG
Molecule: messenger RNA, 1065 nt
Organism: Lithohypha guttulata
Lineage: Eukaryota; Fungi; Ascomycota; Eurotiomycetes; Chaetothyriales; Trichomeriaceae
Exons: 1
Coding region: 1-1065 (354 amino acids)
Molecular function (GO): nickel cation binding
Source: RefSeq, a predicted model, not a curated record